Molecule: messenger RNA, 1177 nt
Organism: Malania oleifera
Lineage: Eukaryota; Viridiplantae; Streptophyta; Magnoliopsida; Santalales; Ximeniaceae
Product: gibberellin 3-beta-dioxygenase 1
Exons: 2
Coding region: 47-1177 (376 amino acids)
Biological process (GO): gibberellin biosynthetic process; response to light stimulus
Molecular function (GO): gibberellin 3-beta-dioxygenase activity
Source: RefSeq, a predicted model, not a curated record
UCAAUACCACCGCCGCUCCUACUCUCUCUCUCUCUCUCUCUCUCAAAUGCCUUCACGACUCUCAGAUGCCUACAAAGCCCACCCUCUCCGCCUCACCCACGAGGUGGUGGACUUGGGUUCGGUAAUACAGCUGCCCGAUUCGCACGCCUGGAACGCCGGCGACGGGCACCCCUCCGUCAACGGUCGGAGCUGCACCGAACCUGGGCUGCUCCCAAUAAUUGAUCUGGCGGCGGCUAACGCCCUUGAGCUGCUGGGCCAUGCAUGCAGGACUUGGGGCGUCUUCCAAGUCACCAAUCACGGCGUCCCUUCAUCGCUCUUCGACGAGAUGGAGGCCGCUGGCGUCGACCUCUUCUCGCUGCCGUUGGAGCAGAAGAUGAAGGCUGCGCGUGCCCCUGACUCCGCCACCGGCUACGGCCUCGCCCGGAUUUCCUCCUUCUUCUCCAAACAAAUGUGGUACGAAGGCUUCACCAUCGUCGGAUCCCCGCUCCAACAUGCUCGCCAACUUUGGCCUCGGCAUAGGGAUUUCUCCAAGUUUUGUGAAGCGGUGGAAGAGUACGAUGAAAAGAUGAAUCAACUUGCGGCGAGGCUAUUAUGGCUAAUGCUGGGUGCUUUGGGAAUUACCAAACACGACGUCAAAUGGGCCGGUCCAAAACGAGACUUCAAGGGGGCGUCUGCGGCCCUGCAACUGAAUUGCUACCCGGCUUGCCCCGAGCCGGAGCGGGCCAUGGGCCUCGCUGCCCACACCGACUCCACCCUCCUCACCAUCCUUUAUCAAAACCGCAUCAGCGGGUUACAGGUCUUCAGGGAGGGAACCGGGUGGGCCGCAGUUCCACCCGUGCCCGGUGCACUUGUUGUCAAUGUGGGAGACCUCCUCCACAUAAUCUCGAACGGGUCAUACCCGAGCGUUCUUCACCGGGCGGUGGUGAACCGGACCCAGCAACGCCUCUCCUUCGCAUACCUAUACGGGCCCCCGACCGCUGCUAAAAUCGAACCCCACAGGAGAAUGGUGGGUCCGAGCGAUCCGCCUCUAUACCGAGCCGUGUAUUGGAGUGAGUACCUCGGCCUCAAGGCCAGGCUUUUCAACAAGGCCCUUUCGUCGGUUCGCCUUGUCAAAUCUGGAAACGAUUCCACAGAAACGGAAAUGAAAGAAAUAAAACACUCGAAAAAGGGUGGCUGA